ACCGCCACCACCCCCACCCCACCCAGCACCAAGACUAAAGUCGGGAGCGCUCGCUGCGCAGUUUCGAGGAUAUGUUGGCCACGCGGGAUGAAAUAAAACUCCCGCGUGUUUGAAAAAAAAAAGAAAGAAGGUGGGGAAGAGUGCUGGACGGAGAUCAAGGACUCGACGCUUGCACAGGGGAGACACUUAGAGCACUCCCAAGGCUAUGGAAACGGAGGGCCCCGACCACCAUCCUGCUAGUAACGGCCAGUGUUCUCCCAGGAAGGAGAACUCAAGAAUGCUGGUGGACCUGUCGACUAGCGCACCCAAUGGACAGACAACACCUCAGGCUCUUAAAUCCCUCAGUGAACCGACAAUCAAAGAGGAGGAGGAAGCAGGAGAGGAGGCUGAAAGGAGAGAAAAAGCUGCAGAGGAAAUGGGCCGAAGCUGGGAGGAAGGAUCGGGAUUAGAAGAAACCAUGAUCGAAAACUCAAACAACCCACAAGAUGGGACAUCUGGGCCAGAUGGGACAGCAGAUGAAGGGGCUCGAUUACCUAAUGGUGACAGGCCGUUCCAGUGCAGCCAGUGCGGCGUCUCGUUCACACAGAAGGGAAACCUGCUGCGACACAUCAAGCUGCACACGGGCGAGAAGCCGUUCAAGUGUCCCUUCUGCAGCUACGCCUGCCGCCGGCGGGACGCCCUCACCGGUCAUCUGCGCACACAUGCAGUUGGCAAACCACACAAAUGUAGCUUCUGCGGACGGAGCUACAAGCAGCGCACAUCGCUAGAGGAGCAUAAAGAGCGCUGCCACAGUUAUCUGCAGAGUCUUGGCAUGAACCCGUCCGCUAACACUGGCCUCUACCCAGGUGAGGUCAGUAAUGAGCCGAGGACCAUGACGGAACCCAAAACCAUGGCCGCCCUUGAUCGGCCGCCCGUCAUUGAGCGGUUACACAGCAACCUGGGCAAGAGGAAAAGCACCACCCCCCAGAAGUUUGUGGGUGAGAAGAUGAUCCACUACAGCUACCCUGAGCUGGGUUAUGAAAUGAGUCUGAAGUAUGACAAGGAGGCUGAGCUAAUGCAAGUCCACAUGAUGGACCAAGCCAUGACCAACGCCAUCAGCUACCCGGGAUCCGACUCUCUCCGGCCCAUGGUCCACCACCCGGGUCCCCCGCUUUCCAUGGCUGAGGUGGUGGCAACCGUCAACCCUCUCUUCCACCCUGUUGUCCCCCUGGUCCACCGCAUGGAGCAGCUGGGAAGCCGCGACGCCGCGGCACCACAGCCGCCGCUUGCCCAGCCCACUCCAGAUUUCCCCGGCUGCCUCACUUCCAAUGGCCCCACGGUCUCAAUCAACCACGGCAAGCAGCAGCAGCCCGCUGCUGGUCAAGAGGAGUCUCCCAGUAACAGCCGACCGGACUCGGUUGACUCGGCGCGCAGCAGCCCACCACAGAAAUUGGGUUACCGCUGCAAUAGCGGCCUUUCCCGCCCCAGGUCGAGGGCAAGUCCAGUACUGACCUACAUAAAUGAGCGGGCAGCGGCGCCGCCCGGCAGUGGGGCAAGGAUGACAGCUGAGAUGAUUCGGGGAGCUGUGGAAAGACCUGCAAGCAAGGAUCGGGUGCGUGUGUUCGGGCGGGACGGCAGGGAGAUGCAGGCCUUCCAGUGUGAGCACUGCCAGGUGCUCUUCCUGGACCACGUCAUGUACACCAUCCACAUGGGCUGCCACGGUUACCGAGAUCCGCUGGAGUGCAACAUCUGCGGCCACCGUUGCAAAGACCGCUAUGAGUUUUCCUCUCACAUAGUUCGCGGCGAGCACAUCUUCCAGUAAGAGGAGGGAGGGGAGAAAGGUAGAAAGGAGCCAUACUUUUAAAAUCCGUCCCGAUCCCUUGAC
Messenger RNA from Lampris incognitus (smalleye Pacific opah), 1864 nucleotides. RefSeq names its product IKAROS family zinc finger 2 (gene ikzf2). The record is from RefSeq and is a predicted model, not a curated record. Lineage: Eukaryota; Metazoa; Chordata; Actinopteri; Lampriformes; Lampridae. Bases 206 to 1801 code for a protein of 531 amino acids. The transcript is spliced from 9 exons. Gene Ontology annotation, biological process: regulation of transcription by RNA polymerase II. Gene Ontology annotation, molecular function: RNA polymerase II cis-regulatory region sequence-specific DNA binding; DNA-binding transcription factor activity.